Phytophthora nicotianae INRA-310 is the source of this 123-nucleotide messenger RNA. RefSeq lists its product as hypothetical. The record is from RefSeq and is a predicted model, not a curated record. The coding region runs from base 1 to 123 and encodes 40 amino acids. NCBI's taxonomy places the organism in Eukaryota, Oomycota, Peronosporomycetes, Peronosporales, Peronosporaceae. The transcript has a single exon.
AUGAAGAAGAUCCGUCCCAAUCAGGCGAGGCGUGCGCGAUCGGAGACUGUGACACACGAUCGUAGCAACAACGGCGGAGUGCAAUCGCGCGGUACGCUCGGAGAAUUCCUGGCUGGUCAAUGA